CUUCAAUUAGGUAAUUAUCAAAAUGUUUUCCUUAAUCAGAAAGAAGUACUCUGGGACUUUCAUAGUGGCAAUAAUUUUUCUAUAAGAAAUAAGGCCACUAAUAAGGCUGAAGUAUUUAACAAGACAUGUGCUUCUGGCUAUCAA
Molecule: messenger RNA, 144 nt
Organism: Dentiscutata erythropus
Lineage: Eukaryota; Fungi; Glomeromycota; Glomeromycetes; Diversisporales; Gigasporaceae
Source: the annotation of a GenBank genome assembly